Dracunculus medinensis (Guinea worm) is the source of this 1188-nucleotide messenger RNA. The record is from the annotation of a GenBank genome assembly. Lineage: Eukaryota; Metazoa; Nematoda; Chromadorea; Rhabditida; Dracunculidae.
AUGAGUUAUCGUUAUGGCGGAAAAAGAUUUGUGGAACUUAUGCAGCGACAUGCGAAUAAAGUUGAAAUUUUAUCGCAAAAAAUCGACAGUGUCGCGAAUAAAAGCUUUCUGAAUUUCCAGCGGAGCAUUCCGAAAAAGAAGAAAUUCAUCGAAAAAAUUGAAAAAAUUAUUUGUUCGUCUAAAUCGAAAUUAAUCUGUUUUGGCUCAUUAUCGACUUCGCUUAUUGUUGAUGAGAAUUCGGAUAUAGAUUUGCAGUUCUUUCCGACAGUCAGUGCUGAACAACGUGCGAAGUUCUGUUCGGAUAUUCGUGAUAAUUUCGAUUUUCGGAGAUCAUUCAUGUGGGAGAUGUUCCGCACAAUCCAAAAGAAUUCCGAUAUCGGUCUAGAGAAUCUUAUCUCUGAUAAAUGUUUAAUUCUUGAUCGAACGAGAAUUCCACUUCUUAUAUUAUAUUUCAAAAAUGGUUACAAAGCAGAUUCGCGAUUUAGAAAAAUUUACAUAUGGUUAAGAACACUUUUCGAUGCACUUGGAAUUCGUGAUAGUAUGGCUGGAUUGUUUUCUAGCUAUCAUAUUGCUUGUCUUGUUGCCCAUUUUCUACAGUCACAAAAGUUAUCGCUUUUAAUGAUGCCAGCACCGGUUCUUCCGACCUUAUUAGAAUCGUAUCAAAAUCUCGUUGGUCCGGAUUUGGAUAUUGAACAUGUUGUCAAUAUGAUUUCAUCUCCAUUUCAUCAGCUUCAUCCAACAGUCGCAUUUCAGUGGAAGAGCGAUAAUGCGAUGACCACAGGUGAACUGGCAAUUGCUCUUGUUCAUUAUUAUACCAAUAUAGGAUUAUUUAUGCCGUUAUUCAUUGAUAGGACACAAGUUGAAAGAGACAAAUUAAAGAGUCGAUUGCAAGGAACUGUGACUCUUCCAAUUUUUGAUCCAUAUUCUGAUAUGAGUGUUUGUCGAAAUAAACUUGGUCGCCCUUUACGAAAAAUAAUGGCCUACACUUUUUCGAAAAUGUUGAAAGGUCAAGUAAUCAGCACUUUUCCUGACUUUAAAGAUACUUGGUUCAUGAAGAAACUUAUUCAAGAAGAAGUUUCUAAAAUUAAAUUCAAUAUUAAUUGGCAAAAUGAUAAGCGUUUUUCAAUAAAAAAAAGGAAAGGUGAAGAGUUCGUUAGUCGUCGUCGAACAAUCAAUAAAAAUUUAUAG